UUCCUGGGGUCAGGGACUCCACGAUCCUUCCAUGUCCAUUUGAUUCCAGGUGAAGGCAUCUGAAGAUGCCGUAUUUCCUGUUGCUUUCUUUCUGUGCAAUGAUGGCAAGCCUGCCAACAACAUCUUCCUAGCGGUGUGAGGAAACUAGUCCCUCAGAGGCCCCAAACAUCGAGGAGGCUAACUCCAGGAACAUGCAUGUUUUCAGAAAAGACGUCCUGGGAACCCUUGAGCCACCAGCCUGCCUUCAGAAGGGCAUUAGUCCGUCCCACUUCAUGAAAGGCUGAGUGGAGGCGCUUUGAUCCAGUUAAUGCCCAAGACACAGUCUUUAGAAAAAUGGUAUUCUUAGAUCAUAGCUCAAGAGUGCAUUUUUCAUGGGUCUUGUCCCGAUCAGCACACACGUUGAGGAUCUGUCCCUACUUCCAAGGACCGCCUGGCCAUACCGUAUUAAGAAUUUCCUGCUGUGUGCACAUUGUCUUUGGAUGUGGUUGAUUUCCAUGUUGGCUUGAUGCUGAGGAACUUCUAAUGUGUGUGGUCUCCUUUCUUUCAGGUUGCAAGCAGGCCAAUGCCGGUCCACACAACCAAUAAGAGGCCACGCGUGGACCCUGCCCUCACUGAUGGCUCAGCUACCAAAAUGUCUGACACGGUAUCCAACUUGGCUUCACUGUCUCCCCUCAGAAAAGCCAGUGCAAGCUCCUCGGCAAGUCUCCGACCAAAGGAACGACAGACAGGGGCAGUGGCCGACAUCCCUCAGCCUGGAGUCAGGCAGCAGGGCCCGCAGCCUCUCGUCGUGGUGAAGCCGACACACAGCAGCCCUCAGGGUGGCUGCCCAGAAGCUCCCCAGGCUGCCUCCAAGCCCCACGGCCUGAUCUGGGUCAUCAGCCCCCAAGCACAAGACAAACGUCCUGCGGUGACCUCACAGCCCUGCUCACCAGCCGACACACACAACUUGGGCCUCGGCUCCAAUCUCAGUUUCAGGCCAGGAGCCAAGAGACCUGCCCAGGCUCCGACUCAGGCUUGCCUGAACUUCCCCAAGAAACCGAGAAUGGGUCCCUUCCAGAUGCCCGAAAAUGCCAUCCAGGGAGGUGAGCUGGGGGCCACGGAGACUCUCCAACCUCCACCAGCUGCAACCGAACUCAGACCAAGUCCGUCACCCCAGAUGAGCAGGAGGACACCCGACCAGGUGCCCAGCAAUGACCAGCAGCCUCCGCACCGCAGACCUUGCCUGCCUACUGCCCAGGCCUGCACCAUGUCCCAUCACCCAGCGGCCAGCCACGAUGGGGCCCAGCCUCUCAGAAUGUUCUUCCAGAGACUGGAAAACGGAUGGUGGAGCUCCAGCCUCCUGACAGCUCCCUCGUUCCCCUCUCCUGAGAAGCUGGGAGCCUUCCUGGCUCACAGCCCUCACGUCUCAGAGAAGUCUGAGGCUCCCUGUGUUCCUGUCCCCCUGAGUGUCCUCUAUGAGGACCUUCAGGUUUCCUCCUCCUCAGAGGACAGCGAUUCUGACCUAGAGUGA
This is a messenger RNA of Macaca mulatta (Rhesus monkey), 1510 nucleotides long. The record is from RefSeq and is a predicted model, not a curated record. NCBI's taxonomy places the organism in Eukaryota, Metazoa, Chordata, Mammalia, Primates, Cercopithecidae.